Molecule: messenger RNA, 2121 nt
Organism: Exophiala aquamarina CBS 119918
Lineage: Eukaryota; Fungi; Ascomycota; Eurotiomycetes; Chaetothyriales; Herpotrichiellaceae
Exons: 1
Coding region: 1-2121 (706 amino acids)
Biological process (GO): lipid homeostasis; fatty acid beta-oxidation using acyl-CoA oxidase
Cellular component (GO): peroxisome
Molecular function (GO): acyl-CoA oxidase activity; FAD binding; fatty acid binding
Source: RefSeq, a predicted model, not a curated record
AUGACCGACUUCACUGAUAAAUUGCGGCCAGCUGAUCCACAAGGACCUAGCAUCCUUGCCCAGGAAAGAUCUGGUUCUAACGUCAACACUGAUCAAUUAGCAAAGCAUCUACUUUCUAGAAAUGGCUUUCUCAACCGGCAGCAGAAGGUUUUGGCCAUCUUGGAGCCAAUUCCAAUCUUCUGCAAAAAGAAUCAGUUGAAUAUGGCCCGUCCAGAUCGAUACCACCUCUCCCUUGCCCGAAGCAAAGCGCUCAGACGACUGUCCAUCAAACAUGGCUGGGAGCGUGAUGAUUAUUUGAUGGCUGAUUACCUUAUGGAUGAGAUGAGCCCGUAUGCGCUUCAGUCGACCAUGUUCUUGACUUCUGUUCGAGAACAGUGCAACGAGGAGCAAAAAGCCUACUGGUUACCGAAGGCAGAGAACUUUGAUAUCAUAGGCUGCUACGGACAGACUGAACUCGGUCACGGCAGCAACGUCAAGGGUAUCGAGUGCCAGGCAAAAUGGGAUCCGAAGUUGAAGGAGUUCAUCAUUCAUAGUCCCACCAUCACGGCGAGCAAGUGGUGGAACGGUGCGCUUGGUAGGACAGCAAAUCACGCCAUUGUCGUCGCACAGCUGCUUUUGCCGAACGUGACCGAUGGGAAAUUAAAGUCCUAUGGUCCUCAUCAGUUCAUUGUGCAGAUCAGAGACAUGAAGACGAACAAGCCCUUGGAAGGUAUCGUGAUCGGCGACAUCGGACCAAAGUAUGGCUACCCUGGCAUGGACAAUGGCUACAUGCUGUUUGAAAAUUUCAGGGUGCCUCAUUCUGCUCUUCUAUCAAGAUACUCAGGUGUGAAUCCAGACACCGGUGCAUACAUUCGACCCGAAAACCCUGCCGUAGUGUAUGGUUCUCUGACGUACGUUCGUGCUCAAAUCAUUAUGCAUGCACGGCUUGUUCUAGCUCGGGCAGUCACUGUUGCAGUCCGCUAUUUGUCUAUUCGAAGGCAGUUUGUGGAUAGAGACACAAAAGAUCCUGGUGCUCCCGAACAAGCGGUUCUCAAUUAUCCGACCGUGCAGGUUCGAAUUCUACCGCUAAUUGCUACUACGUUCGCCCUCCACUAUACGGGGGAGGCAAUGUACAAGCUGUACUAUGGCACACGACAAGAGAUCGAAGAAAGCGGUGAUUUUUCUAGAUUGGCUGAAAUGCACGCUGCAUCAUCUGGUCUCAAAUCAUUGUGCACGACUCUUGCUGCGGAUGGCAUUGAGACUUGCCGUCGAGCAAUGGGUGGUCACGGCUUUGGUGGAGGGAGCGGAAUGAUAGCUCUCAACAAUGAAUACCUCUCUAAGCCAACGGUGGAAGGAGAUAAUUGGAUGAUCACACAGCAGACUGCAGCGUAUCUUAUCAAGCGGAUGACCGAAGUUUUCAACAACUCUGAGCUGAAAGCAACCGAUUCGGUGGAUGCACAAUUCCAAGAUUUCGUUCGAUCUCACCAAGUGCAACAGAACUUCAGCAUUAACUCUGACAUUGAUCUUGUGCGAGCGUUCCGACAUCGAGCAUCCUAUUUGACCUAUCAACUCUAUCAGGCUCGCGUGGUGCAGAAACUGCCGUGGACCGAUUUGAUGCUUUCCUUGCACCGAUUGAGUCGAGCUUACUCGGAGAGCCUCCUGGUAACCAAUUUCUACAAUGCUGUUUUUGAGUCUCAGUUGAACCCUCCCGUCGAUGAUGCCACUGUGAACGUCAUGAAGAACCUGUACAGGCUGUUUGCUAUAUACACGUUGGACAAUUCAUCAUCGGAGUUCCUGCUCUCUAAGGCAUUACAGACGGAACGGCUGCAAUACCUGACGCCCAGACUCCAGGAACUGAUGAAAGAGAACCGGCCCCACGCGGUCAGAUUGGUUGAUGCGUGGUCGAUACCGGAUUACGUGCUUGAAAGUGCGCUCGGCAGCUACGAUGGUGAUGUAUACAAUCGAUUAUUCCACAAAGCCCACAAGGAGAACCCUUUGAAUUUGCAGACAUUCAAUCCUGAUUGGAGGAGUGAGGAGAUCGUCAUGGGUGAAGGCGAGGAAAGUGCAAGAAAGCGCCUUGAAGCUUUAGCGCUGGGUGUGACGGGGCAUGAGCAGGCAAUGAACCCCAGAUCCAAAUUGUAG